AUGCCAGCGUUGAACGGCGGUCUAGCCGCGCAACGACACGCUUGCAGGGCUGGGUGCAUUCUGUGCACUUGUGGGUUCGACUCCCACACAAGUUGGCGGCGUCCCUCGCACCUACACUGGUUCGCAUGCGUUGAAGCUGCUGCUCCGGCAAGGCUUCCAGUAGGCGCGGUCCUGCGACGUAUACUCUGCUUCAUCGACAACGAUGGCCCUAAUAACACACGGACGCGAUGUACGAGUGCCACUGGAUCCACAUUUCGGCCGCCACAGCUGCACGUCCCCACUACGGAUGUCGUGCCAGUACACCGUCCCGCCGCCUAUACGGCGGUGCUGGCUGCUGCCGAUCGCGCGACCAUGCAGGCACCGCGGCUUCUGCCAUUCACCAUGCGCUUGACAGUCUCCUGCGCUGCCACAUACGGGGUCCCAUCCAUCGAUGUUACUGCUCGUCUGUCCGUUCGAAAUGCCUAUUGCCUGAAGCAGCUCUGGCCUGUAGAGCAGGUCCUGCGAUGGGUACUCUGCUUGAUCGACAACGAGGGCCCUAAUAACACACGGACGCGACGUACGAGUGCCACUGGAUCCACAUUUCGGCCGCCACAGCUGCACGUUGCCACAACGGAUGUCGUGCCAGUACACCGUCCUGCCGCCUAUGCGGCGCUGCUGGCUGCUGCCGAUCGCGCUACCAUGCAGGCAAUGCGGCUUCUGCCAUUCACCAUGCACUCGACAGUCCCCUUCGCUAACACAUCCGGAACCACGGAUCUUACCGUUCGUCCGUCCAUUCGAAAUGCAUCUUGCCUGCAGCGGCUCUACUGUGUAUGGCAGAACGACUGGACAGCAGGCUGUACAGUCCCCGACGCAGCUGGAGACUGUAUUUAA
This is a messenger RNA of Volvox carteri f. nagariensis, 870 nucleotides long. RefSeq lists its product as uncharacterized. The coding region runs from base 1 to 870 and encodes 289 amino acids. The transcript is spliced from 8 exons. The record is from RefSeq and is a predicted model, not a curated record. Lineage: Eukaryota; Viridiplantae; Chlorophyta; Chlorophyceae; Chlamydomonadales; Volvocaceae.